CCGCUGGUGGCGCUGUGCUAUGUUUGCCACUCACACUGUCAAACAAUAAACAAAAAAAAUUGCCUCCAAAGGACGUGCCGCUCUGACCAGAAUUUAUAGGAAAGAUAAUAACAGAACAAGGAAAAUGCGAUCCAGAACGACAGGAGGCUCCGCCGGCUCACAGGCAGCUUCGCACAUUGGUAGCAAAGCUCCAACGCGCCUCUCUGCCGCACAAAGCCGCAAUUCUGGCGCCAGUGCACCACCCAAGGAAGGAGGCGUGCGGCAACGAACCUUUCCGCCAAAAAACGACUACGAGAAGUUCUAUGAAAAUGUUUUUCUUGGCGACGAGAGUGAUCCGGAGAGUCAUGAAACGUCAAACUCUCAGCAGUCGGGGCCAUCAAGGAAGCGGCCGUUUCACACAGUGGCAAGCGACGAGGCUUCUCGGCCGAAAGUCGGUCGCCCUCGUAAGAUUCCCACCCUCGUGGAACCCUAUCCAGAACAGCCAAAGGACGCGUGCAUCCGGCAGAUCAACGGAGAUCCAUUACCGGUCAAACGCGAGUUCGUCCACCAAGCCACUACUUAUGCACGUUGUAGGACUGAUACAUUAGGGCAUCAGCUUUAUACAAAGACUGAAAGGCACGUUUGGAAAAAGGAGGCCAUUCAAAUGUUCCUUCAGCUGUGGGCGCAGCAUAUAAAGGACCUUCGGGGUACGACGAAAAACUGCGUUGUCUACCGAGAAAUGGAGAAGCAGAUGACCGAGUUUGGACCAAGCCACUUUGAAAUUAAAACUAAAAUGGACAAUAUGUCCCGAAAAUAUCGGCUAGAAGCAGAGAAAGUAAGAGAAACUGGCCAGCCAUCAAAUUGGGAAUAUUUCCAUAGAAUACAAUCCCUGUUGAUUGGAACUAAAUCCGUAGAUGUUUUUGAGGAAAUAAUGUUCGAAAACAAAGUGCCAACCAAUUUAUCGCCUGAACUAGAAUCGGAUGAUGAAAUGGAUUUGGAUUCUAUAAAAGAAGAAGUAGAUGUAGAUCAGUCCGUUAAUGAGGCCCACAAUUUCAACGAUGCGCAUGAAAGCAGCUUAGAAAGAAGUCUUCAGAAUUCACCUGAGCCAUCCCCUGAACUCCAAGAGCCCGCUGAUGAAGAUGAAGAGGAAGAGGAGGAGCAGGAGCAAGAGGCAGCGCUCGAUCUGGAAGAUCAGUAUGAAGACGAUCUCCCAGAACGUCGUCCGGAAAAAGACUUUGCGCGCUCGCAUGCAAUGAAGUAUCGUUCGAACCGGCUGUUACAAAUAGAAGAGGAGAAAUUGGCGAUCGAACGAGAAAAGCUACAAGUUAUGAAGGAUGCGCUUAAAGAACUCGCUUCAUUCCACAAAGAUCUAAUGGGGUUAUUCAAACAAAAAAGGACGUAAUCCUAAAAUUUAUUUUUAAAAACCUUGUUUUUUAUUAGAAAUGUUUCUACUUGACUAAUUAUGUGAAAUAAACUUCCUAAUUAUACAUA
Molecule: messenger RNA, 1470 nt
Organism: Drosophila ananassae
Lineage: Eukaryota; Metazoa; Arthropoda; Insecta; Diptera; Drosophilidae
Exons: 4
Coding region: 125-1381 (418 amino acids)
Biological process (GO): positive regulation of DNA-templated transcription
Cellular component (GO): nuclear body
Source: RefSeq, a predicted model, not a curated record